Messenger RNA from Phragmites australis (common reed), 1238 nucleotides. RefSeq names its product expansin-B6-like. NCBI's taxonomy places the organism in Eukaryota, Viridiplantae, Streptophyta, Magnoliopsida, Poales, Poaceae. Bases 100 to 909 code for a protein of 269 amino acids. The record is from RefSeq and is a predicted model, not a curated record. The transcript has 4 exons. Gene Ontology annotation, cellular component: extracellular region. Gene Ontology annotation, biological process: sexual reproduction.
GCAAUGUGUCCUCUCCCUCGCACCAUCAAAACACAAACAAGGCAAGCUCCAAGUGUACUAGCUAGCUCAUAUAGCCAAGGUCCUAGCUAGUAUACGAGGAUGACCGCGCUCUCCUCCAAUGCCGUUGCACUCGUCGCACUCUUCUCCGUGCUUGUCACGUACGGCGCUCGCGCCCAGCAGGAGAACUAUAGCACCUCCGUCGCCAACUCCUACUACUCCGGCUGGCUCCCGGCCAAGGCCACCUGGUACGGCGCGCCCAACGGCGCCGGCCCCGACGACAACGGUGGUGCGUGCGGGUUCAAGCACACCAAUCAGUACCCGUUCUCGUCCAUGACGUCCUGCGGCAACGAGCCCAUCUUCAAGGACGGCAAGGGCUGCGGCUCAUGCUACCAGGUACGAUGCCUUAAGAGAAAUCACCCUGCCUGCUCCGGCCAGGCGAAGACGGUCAUGAUCACCGACAUGAACUACUACCCGGUCGCCAAGUACCACUUCGACCUCAGCGGCACGGCCUUCGGCGCCAUGGCCCUGCCCGGCCUCAACGACAGGCUCCGCCACGCCGGCAUCAUCGACAUGCAGUUCAGGAGAGUGCCGUGCAACUUCCCGGGCCUGACUAUCAACUUCCACGUGGAGCAUGGCUCCAACCCCAUGUACUUGGCGGUGCUCGUCGAGUACGGGAACAAGGACGGCAACGUGGUGCAGAUGGAUCUCAUGGAGGCCAACUCCGGCUACUGGGCGCCGAUGCGCGAGUCGUGGGGAUCCAUCUGGAGGAUGGACUCCAACCACCCGCUCAAGGGGCCCUUCUCACUGCGCAUCCGCAGUGACUCCGGCCAGACGCUGGUGGCCAACAACGUCAUCCCGGCCAACUGGAGGCCCGACACCGACUACCGCUCCUUCAUCCAGUUCAAGUAAUUGCUCCGGUAUGAUCCAGCGAGUCAACGAUUGGCCACAUGCUCUCUUCAGUCAUCCGAGAUCAUCGGCUCAAUUUAAUAGUUGCAAAUUGCAAAUGGAUUCAGGGGUUUUAACUAGUAUGUGUACUUGAAGAUGUGUGGGAAAUGGAGGGGAGGCAAUAUUCUAUAUAUGUCCUCUCCCGCCCGCUGUCACUAUGCCAUUACCCGUGUGCAUGUAACCAAACCAAGGCUAGCUACAGGUUUGUAUGAAGUGUAUGCUACUAUUUAAUCAGCAUGCUUUAUCAUCCUCUUGCCUGUGCAUUCUGGCUUAUUCAGUGAUCAGUACCCAUG